Benincasa hispida (wax gourd) is the source of this 2374-nucleotide messenger RNA. RefSeq lists its product as uncharacterized. NCBI's taxonomy places the organism in Eukaryota, Viridiplantae, Streptophyta, Magnoliopsida, Cucurbitales, Cucurbitaceae. The record is from RefSeq and is a predicted model, not a curated record.
UAUUUUCUUCCUUGAAAAAACCGGCGCAUUGGUUCUCCUCCAUCUCUCUCCUUUUCUCUUCUUCAAUCGCUUCGUUUUCCUUCCAUUGCUCUCUCUCUCUUUCGACGCCAUUGAAACCCUCAUUCUCUGUAUUAGAUCCAUUCCCUUUCAAUCUCUCUAAGCUUUUCUCAUUCAAAUUCAUCUUCUCCGAUUCGAUUUGCCCCUUUUUUGUGUUCCUUUUGACGAGCUACAGAGGGCUCUGUUUUUCGUCUCUCACAUUUUGGUAGCCGAUUGUUUGUCUAAUUCUAUCUCCCAUCCAAUCGGGCUCUUCUGUGUUUAGGGAUUUUCGUUCUAAUCCGAUCAGUCUGUAGCGAGAAUUUUUCGGUUUUGCAUUUUCGUUGACUUUUAUUGAGGAUUCUACGACUGCCGAUUGCCAUUUUCCAGAGCCAUUUUUUUUCGUUUGGUUUUGGAAAUAUAAUGUUAGGUGCAGGCUUGCAGUUUGCUCGUGGUUGUGGUGACGAUAGGUUUUACAAUCCAACGAAGGCCCGUAGGGCGCAUCAGGGCCGUCAAAAUGAUCAGCUCCGGAGAGCUCAGAGCGACGUUUCUGCUGGCCAAUCCCCUCUCGUUAAACCGGGCGUGGUGUCCUCGGUGAUUAGAGAAACCGAAUACGGCGAUGGGUGUGAAGAGCUCCCUAAAUCCAUUGCGAUGUCGGCUUUUGAGCCAGUCGUGUCGUCGUUGAGUAAUCUCGAGCGGUUCUUGCAGUCCAUCGCGCCAUCUGUACCUGCACAGUACCUCUCAAAGACAACGAUGAAGGGUUGGAGAACCUGUGACGUGGAAUUUCAACCAUACUUUGUCCUAGGUGAUUUGUGGGAGUCUUUCAAGGAAUGGAGUGCUUAUGGCGCAGGUGUGCCUCUUGUAUUAAACGACAGUGACAGUGUUGUCCAAUAUUAUGUACCAUAUUUAUCUGGUAUACAGAUAUAUGGUGAAUCCUUGAAGUCCUCUGCAAAGUCAAGGCAACCAGGUGAGGACAGUGAUAGUGACUUCCGAGAUUCUAGUAGUGAUGGUAGUAGUGAUUCAGAACCUGAACGCGCACUAAAAUACAUGGGGAAGCAACUCAAUCAUCACCAUUUAUCUUCUGAGCUUUUUCGUAGAAUGGAUAGGAUAUCUUUUCGGGAUCAGCUAAUUGGACUUCAAGAAGACUGUUCUAGUGAUGAGGCUGAAUCUCUCAAUUCUCAAGGCCAGCUACUAUUUGAGCAUCUUGAACGUGAUUUGCCUUAUAGUCGUGAACCUUUGGCAGAUAAGAUAUCAGAUCUUGCUUUUCAGUUCCCUGAGCUCAAGACAUUACGAAGUUGUGAUCUAUUGCCUUCCAGCUGGUUUUCUGUGGCAUGGUAUCCAAUUUACAGGAUUCCAACUGGACCAACAUUAAGGGAUCUGGAUGCCUGCUUUCUCACCUUUCAUCAUCUAUCUUCCCCAAUGGGAGGGGCACGUAGUGUUCAAGGUCCGGUAGUAACGUAUCCUAGUGAGAUAGAUGGUAUCCCUAAGAUGUCCCUACCAGUUUUUGGUCUAGCUUCAUACAAGUUUAGAGGGUCUUUAUGGACUCCAAAUGGUGGAUAUGAGUGGCAAUUGGCAAAUUCACUUUUGCAGGAUGCUGAGGAGUGGUUAAGAGAUCGUCAAGUAAAUCACCCCGACUUCAUCUUCUUCAGCCGAAGGUGAAAUGAAAUCCUUGCAACAUCUACAAUGCCUAAAACCUAAAGGUGGAAUAGUUCAUUACCAUGUCGUAAUUUGCUCUUUGUGGUGCCGUUCUACUUUCAGAAAAUUGGAAGGAAAAGGAAAAGAAUAAAAAAACCAAAAAAAAAAAAAACCAAAAAAGGGAGGAAAAAGGAAGGAAAAGAGAAGUUUGUGAUGGGAUGGAGGUGAGGUGGGUGGAUGGCGACUUGAACAAAAACAAAGGUCAAAAGGGGAAAAGGCUAUAAAGAAAAAGCUGAAAUACAGCAGUUGGAUGAAGAUGUAGAAGUUGUAGCAAAAACAUUGCCUAAAGUUGGUUCUACUUGCUGCUGCUUGUGCUGCAUGGUAGGUUUUUGUCCUUUCUUUUUUCUCUUUAAUUACUGAGUUUUUUUUUUCCUAUAAGUUAUUAACUGUAGGCGAAACGAAAAGAAAGAAAAAGAAAAAAAAACCCAAAAGAAAGAAAAACAGGCCCUUUUUACUGUCCUGAUGAUGUUUAGAAUGUAAACUAUGGAGAGGGGAUUUUUGAUAGGAAGGUUAUGUUAGGAGUAAGCUAUGGAUCCCCCCCAAUGUAUUUGAAUGUUUGUUUAUGCACCUUAGUUGCUAUUGAAAACUGUAUAAUUUGUUAUGAAGAGCUUCGUUAUCAAUGAACCAUCAUUAUUCAAGCUCUCAA